Molecule: messenger RNA, 2250 nt
Organism: Mycetomoellerius zeteki
Lineage: Eukaryota; Metazoa; Arthropoda; Insecta; Hymenoptera; Formicidae
Biological process (GO): carbohydrate metabolic process
Molecular function (GO): beta-glucosidase activity
Source: RefSeq, a predicted model, not a curated record
CUGAUUCCUCCUCCGCGACCACUCACGACAAGCCUUGCUGUUCCUUCGAAACGUGACAUUGGCGGAUACGACUACAAUGAACGAGGCGUACUUGUAAAAAAUCCGGUCAUCGAGCAUAAGCCAACCGAUUUUUACGAUGUUCCCCGAGGGGAGACAAACUUUACCGCUCUGAAGUACAAAGGAAACUUUUGGAGCAGAAUGAAGGGUAGAGAUGACGAACGGACUUCCGUGACCCCGGGUCCCGGGGACUACGAGCACGAAACAAAGAAAAGUCCCGUCCAAAUCCGCGACGAGAGAACUAGGGAAGCGAAAAGAGCCGCCGCUAAGCAGCCACGUUUCUUGGAAGCUUUGUACCAGCAAAAAUUACGCCAAAACUUUCCAGCUCCCAAUCACUAUGACUUACCAAAAAGCGUAUUCGAUAAAUAUAAACAUAUUCUGUGUAAAUGUGGCUCUUUUAUGGUAGAAUCGCCGCCAUUCAAUCAAUCUGCGAAGAGAUUCGAGGAAAAUUUUCAAUCAGAUACACUCGGACCUGGAACUUAUGAAAUUACGGUUCCGCAAAUUUGUUACGGUUCUAUUCUUCAUGCACCGUUUGGUGCUUUCGAUGAUCGUUUCAAGAGAAUUAUCGAAGAGGUGCUGCCAGGUCCUGCAGAUUACCAUACGGAUAUCGGAACUUUAGCCUUUGAAUCGGCAAAACGUCUUAAAAAUAAACAUGAAAAAAUGUUUGACUACAUAAAAUUUUGUAAAACACUACCAUCGAUAAGCGACGAUGAUGAAUAUAUGGUAAUGGAUGAAUGUCAAGUAAUGAUGAAAGUAGACGAAGGAAAGUGUCCGGUAUAUCAUGCAGUCUUCAAAUCAAGAGUAGAUAGAUUUCCAAAAAUUCGCAAAAAUGGUGAUGUACCGGAUUCAGGUGCUUACGAAGUUUUAUCAGCCUUCAAAGCUAAUCGUGAUAGAUGCGAUUUCCUUUGUCGACGAUUAGCUCCACCCUUCGGCUCUCGCGCUAGUCGGUUUCCGAUGAUACCAGAAGGCGAUUUCCAUGUACCAGGUCCAGCACACUACGAUCUCAGGGGAGAUAUAUCAAAGAACGUGAAAAAUGGCGUGAUAUAUUCUGCUCCUCGUGAAAAAAAAAUGGAUGUCAAAGGACCAGGACCAUUUCAUUAUCACAUACAUCCAUACAUUACGUCAUCCGUUAUGAAAAAGUCAUUUAAUGUCAGACUCGGUCAACCAAAGACCAUUCAAAGAAUUAAUGAAGUCCAAACUCCUUGGCAACAUCGACGAUUGAAAAAAACACUUCGUUGGUUUGCUAUACCUCGCGAAAAAUAUCAACAUUGCAAAAGGGAAUCCAUUUGGGAUUACACGACAUACGUGAAUCCGGUUAUCAUCCAACGCAAUGCCAUGGCAGCUGACACAUAUCACAAAUACAAGAAGGAUACUCAAUUGGCAACAAAUUUGAAAACAAGAAUAACGAUUGUAAUAUGGCUCCAAUAUUAUAAGGAGGAUAUUCUGCUUUUAAAAAGCAUUAGUACUAAAAUGUUUAAGAUGUCCUUGUCAUGGGUAAGAAUUUUGCUGCACGGCUUCAGAAACUUCGUUAACGAAGAUGCUAUACGACACUAUAACGAUGUUAUUAAUGAAAUUAUAACGAAUGAUGUGACACUCAUAAUUACCUCAUUUGACUGGGAUUUACCGCUCAAUUUAUAAUUUUUGGAUGAAUGUACCAAUUUUAUGCUAGCGGAACAAUUUCAGAAUUAUCUACGUUAAGAAUUCAAAAUAAUAUUUAAAUCCUUCGGAUACGAGGUGAAAUGUUGGGUUACCAUAAACGAGGCGAAUUUGAUGGCAUAUGCUGACCGCAAUAUGCGUACAGCGACAAUUAAUCAAUUUGGCAUUACAGAUUAUCAUUGCGGUUAUCAUGCGCUAUUAGCGUACACGAAAGUGUGUAACGUGUAUAAUGAAAAUUUUAACCAGUUACAAAAUGAUAUGACUCGGAUGAUUACAGCGUUGGCAAUCAUCAAAUUAUUGAAGCAGUUGAAUAACCAUUACAUGUUACCCGAAGUUUACACAACUGAAAACGCUUACGCCGAUAUUGGGAAAAUUGCGAAUAACGGAGAAAUAGUAGAUGUAAACAGAAUAAUUUAUCUUCGACAGUAUAUAUCGCAAGUUAUGAAAGCUACGUAAAAAGACAUCAAUAUUCGCGGUUAUUUGAUUUGUUUGUUAAUCUGCAAUUUUUCACGAUAUGCAAAAUCCUUUUGUGAUUAA